Haliaeetus leucocephalus (bald eagle) is the source of this 468-nucleotide messenger RNA. RefSeq names its product calmodulin-like 4 (gene CALML4). Bases 1 to 468 code for a protein of 155 amino acids. Gene Ontology annotation, molecular function: calcium ion binding. The transcript has 4 exons. The record is from RefSeq and is a predicted model, not a curated record. Gene Ontology annotation, cellular component: myosin II complex. Lineage: Eukaryota; Metazoa; Chordata; Aves; Accipitriformes; Accipitridae.
AUGCUACAGGCAAAAUUUCUGUCCCAGGAUCAAAUUAAUGAGUUCAAGGAAUGUUUUUCCCUGUACGACAAGAAACAAAAAGGCAAGAUAAAAGCCUCUGACCUGAUGGCAGUGAUGCGGUGCCUGGGAGCCAGCCCGACGCCAGGAGAGGUGCAGAGACACCUGCACUUCCACAAGAUUGACAGAAAUGCAGAGCUGGAUUUCUCCACUUUCCUGAAUAUAAUGUACAGGCAAAUGAAGCAAGAGGAACCUGAGAAGGAAAUCCUCACGGCCUUGUCCAUGAUAGACAGGCAGAAAAGAGGCGUUAUCUCAGUUUCGGAGCUGAGAGCCAAACUUACAAGACUAGGAGAAAAGCUUUCCGAGGAAGAAGUUGAUGACCUGCUAAAAGAUGCCAAAGUUGGACCAAAUGGAACAAUAAAAUAUGAAGAAUUUGUCCGCAUCAUUUGUCUUCCUACAGUUGACUACUAA